UCAUUUUUACUGCCCUUUCCUCAAUUCUCUCUCUCUCUUAAACCUCAAUUCUCUCUCACCUCCACCCCUUUCUGGAAACAAUUCUCCGGCCACUCUCUCUCUCUUCCUCCCUGUGUAAUGGCUGGUGAUUUGGAUCGCAGAAAACCCAUCAGAAAAUGAAAUUCAGUGCAAGCUGAAGCCGCAUCAUUUUUCCGUUCAUGCGAGGGAUCGAUAGCCUUUGUAGAUAAGUGGGAAUGGCCCCAACUUUCUCUCUCUUGCCAUUUCCCUUGUUUUCCCCUGCAAAAACUCCAGAACCAGGAGAGAGAAAGCUUCCUAAACUCAUGAUGAAGCCAAUACCCAUUUUCUCCGUCUUGCUGAUUUUGCUGUUUUCAUUGGCAAGAUCCCAAGAAGUCGGCCAAGCACUUUCUCCCUCAGAAGAGGAUUGCAAUGGCAUUUAUCUCUCUUAUGUCUUCGUUUCUAGAGAGAAGGAGUUCCCUCGAAUCAAGAACGCGUCUGCUCAACCUUAUGCCUUUUCGGCAAUUGCCACCAUAUUGAAUGCAGGUGUCCAUGAUCUCAAAGGAUGGAAAAUAUUUAUUGGUUUUCAACACAAUGAGAUUUUGGUCUCAGCUGGUCAAGCCGUUCUCUACGAUGGAUCUGAAUUGCCUGCUCAUGUUGGAAAUGGGACUUAUUUUUCGGGUUAUCCUCAAUCUGAUCUCAAAAAUGCCAUUGACACAGCUGGUGACAUGACUCAAAUUCAGGUUCAGAUUGAAAUAAAGGGGACACAAUUUGGGGUCAAGUCACCUCGAAUUCCAAUGCCCAAAACGAUUAAGCUUGCUAAUGAUGGGUACAAGUGUCCUGCGCCUACACUCAAGCGUAGCGAGAUGGACGUGUGCUGUGUUCUGGACCCCAAGUACAAGGCCAAGGCUGUGGCCGAUACGAAGUUUUUGCCUCGCCAAAAUGGUGACCUAACCUUAAGCUACGACGUACUCCAAGCCUAUGGAAGCAACUACCUGGCCCAAGUCUCUAUGUCUAAUAACCACCCAUUAGGUCGCCUUGAUAACUGGAAUUUAACAUGGGACUGGAUGAGAGGAGAGUUUAUAUACACCAUGAAAGGAGCAUAUACACUAAAGAAAGACGCCUCAGGUUGUAUCUAUGGACCAGCUGGUAACUAUUACCAAAGCCUCGAUUUUGCAACAGUGAUGAACUGCCAAAAAAAGCCCAUUAUAGCUGAUCUCCCACCUGAAAGAGCUAAUGAUGCACAAGUUGGAUUGAUCUCAAAUUGCUGCAAAAAUGGCACCCUCUUGCCCCCAACCAUGGAUUCAUCCAAAUCGAAGGCUGCAUUUCAACUCCAAGUAUAUAAAAUUCCACCCGAUCUUAAUAGAACAGCUCUUUAUGCACCUCAAAAUUGGAAGAUCAAUGGACUUUUGAACCCUGACUAUAAGUGUGGGCCUCCGAUAAGGGUGAGCCCAACCGAAUUUCCAGACCCAAAUGGGCUUCUCUCUACAAGUUCAGCAGUGGCUAGUUGGCAAGUGGUCUGCAAUAUAACACGGCCCAAAAACAAGCAAUCUCGAUGUUGCGUAUCUUUCUCGGCCUAUUACAAUGACACUGUAAUACCUUGCAAUACUUGUGCUUGCGGUUGUCCUGAAUCUAUUACACCAGCUUGUAAUCCCGAUGCCUCACCAUUGCUUCUCCCCUCUGAAGCUCUCUUAGUCCCUUUUGCCAACAGGACUGCAAAGGCCAAGGCUUGGGCAAAAAUAAAGCACUAUAAUGUGCCAAACCCAAUUCCUUGUGGAGAUUAUUGUGGGCUCAGCAUAAAUUGGCACAUAAACUCAGACUAUCGUAAGGGCUGGACAGCUAGAAUUACUCUGUUCAAUUGGGAGGAUUUCAAUUUUGCCCACUGGUUCACUGCUAUAGAGAUGGACAAGGCCUUUCUUGGUUAUGAGAAUGUGUACUCUUUUAAUGGAACUGUGAUGGAAGAUAGAAACAACACUAUCUUCUUGCAAGGACUGCCUGGUUUGGAGUAUUUAAUUGGAGAAACCGAUGGGCCGAACCCACUUACUGAUCCAAGAGUGCCUGGUAAACAACAAUCUGUGAUUUCUUUCACCAAGAAGAAAACACCAGGCAUCAACAUGGUUAAGGGAGACGGGUUUCCCUCUAGGGUGUUCUUUAAUGGAGAGGAGUGUUCCCUUCCUACUGAGUUCCCUAGGGGAGAUGGGUAUCGAGCCUCUGUUAAAAUUUUACCUGUCAUCUCGAUGGCGCUUCUUGUUUUUAUGUUUAUAAAUCAGCCAUGGUUACUGUAAGUCCUACGACUAGCCAUAUUUUGAUACCUGCUGAUUCUUUUAUUCUUUUGAGGGGAGGUUUGGGAUGACAUUUGAGAGAAGGAAAUUUCUAUUUUGUGGGUCAUGAAGCUUGUAACUCCUGGUUGCGAAUUGGGGUUAGUUUGGUGACUUUGAUCCUUCGAGAGGCGGCUUGGGUCGAUCUUGGCUUUCUUCCGAGAGUCACAAAGCAUGGGGUGCUUAGAAGGAGAGACGAGUUUGCUGUGGAAAUAUUUCAAGAGAUGGUUAUGAUAAAGAGUUCAACAGUAAUGAAACUUUAAUUUUCCAAAAGUAAAAUCAGAUUGUUGGGUAGUGGAUUGGAAUGUUGUUUUUUCUUCUUAGAAUUUCUGUUGUCAAUGUAUCGUCCAAUCAAAUUGUAAGAUUUAGAUUUUGUAUUAAGUUUACUGUUUAAUGCUUCUUCAACGUUCUGAAUUUGAAAAGCUGUGCCUUUCCA
Molecule: messenger RNA, 2748 nt
Organism: Amborella trichopoda
Lineage: Eukaryota; Viridiplantae; Streptophyta; Magnoliopsida; Amborellales; Amborellaceae
Product: COBRA-like protein 10
Biological process (GO): cellulose microfibril organization
Cellular component (GO): membrane
Source: RefSeq, a predicted model, not a curated record